UGCACCAUUCGUGGUUGAUAUAUAUAGGCAAACACCACCUCCUUGCUUUUUCCCCGUAACUCCAGGGCAGCGAUCGGUACGAAAAGGGAUGCCAAACCCAUCAAUAAUUACAGAAUUAUCAGGGACACUGUUCUUUAACCAUGUCUCAGUAAGAGCCAAGAUACAAGCAUCCUUAUAAUCAUCUUGAAAACGUACCAUUGCCUGUAGAUCGUCGAUCUUACUUCUGAGGGACUGGACGUUAGUCAUGAUCAUAGACGGGAGAGGAGUCCGGUUUAGCCGAGACUUCCUCGGCUUCCUCUGACGGCACCCAUUCACUGCAGAGGAUCCAUUGUUGAGGCCUAGUGACUGGUGACCCAGCGAUUCAGUGCCACAGAUACAGAACUCUUCAUCCACCCCCAUCUGUUCCAGUCCAUUAGCUUGGGAGAUGGGCCUGAGCCUGCGGUAAAUGCUUUCCAGAACAUUCUAAUCCCACUCAUCUCUGUGUCUCUCGUUGCAACAUACCAGCUACACCACAGAGAUCCAUUCCAUCCCCAUGACAACAGCGACAACAUCCCCACUUCCCAGUUCCAGAUUCGGUUGCCUCUGCAAGGAUACAUUUUGUCGUCCUCUGAGGAACAUGCUGAUGAUUCAUCUCCCCUCAUAUUAAUGAUGAGAAACAAACUCAUCUCGGAUGGCCUGAGGGUGAGUACAUUUUCAGGAAAUGUUCUUUUUUGGGUGAUUUAUUGCUUUUAUCAAAAAUGUCCUAACUUGCUCUAAAAUGACUUUCCUUUUUGUUUCACGUCAGAACAGCAUGGCUGGAGAAAACAGUCCCAACAUCUUUCAGGCACUCCUCUCUAGCCACCUGUCUGCUAUGAGCAUCGACGGACACAUGGAGAAGGAAGUCUUACAGAACAGUAUAUGGAACAACAUGAGGCAUUCCUUGUCCUGUUGCCUCACAUGCUGGUCAUGAGUCCCAGCGUCGUCCCACUGGGAUCCAGCUGUUCUUCGGACUGUCCGUUUUUUCCAGGAACCGACAAUGUCACAGUCCAUUACUGCAGGAACAUUUAUUAAAAAGAGCUUGUUCAUUGAUUCAGAACAUUUUAGAUGAAUCAAAGUCAGACGUCAGAACUUCAAGGGCAGAGGAAGAGUCUCACAGGAACUCAAAAAGGAAACAUGAGGUGGUGGUGGUGGUGAGAAACUGGCAGCGUUUUCAUGAGGAAUGAGGCAGGUUUGGGCUAUUUUGUAUAUAAACCAAAGACGCCAACAAGAGCUGAAAUCGAAAGAGAAGAGGAAGUUGUGAAGGACUUUUCUGAGAUAGCAGCGUGACAACACCGGACCGUUUGAGAGAAAUAAAUCUCAGUAAACAUGCAGCCCACUAUGGAGGAGUUCGAUUCAGAGGAUUCUGGUGUUCAAGAUGUGGGACCUCAAAUCAACGGGCUGGUGGUCCAGAUCCUGCAGACGAUGUCAGUGCUGCUGGUGCGGAUCAGACAGAAGCUUCUGGAAAUGGCUAUUCUGAUCUGUGUCAUUCUGCUGGUGUUCUGGGUGGCUUUAUUCCUCUAUGGCAGUUUCUAUUAUUCCUUUAUGCCCACAGCCAAUUUCAUCACACCUGUCUACUUCUUCUACAGCAGGACUGAUUGUCCAUCUCCCCAUCACUCUAUGUGUUCUUUCCCUGUGGCUAAUGUCUCUUUACUGAAAAAUGGAAAACACCAGGUAAUGACAUACGGUCAGCCCUAUCAGAUCACACUAGAGCUGCAAAUGCCUGAGUCUCUAGCCAAUCAGGAGCUGGGAAUGUUCCUAGUGAAAAUGACUCCCUAUUCUAAAGACGGUCAGAUUGUUGACAUAUCGACACGUUCUGCAAUGCUCCAUUAUCGCUCCUCUCUUCUUCAGGCUCUGGGCACAGUGGUCUUCUCCCCCAUGCUGUUAACAGGAGCGUCGGAGCAGAAGCAGUCAGUCAUAGUGGAGCUGUAUUCUGAAUUCAAAGAUGAUUCUUACAACCCCACUGUUGGAGCCAUCAUUGAGAUCCAUUCCCAGCGUAUUCAGAUCUACAGAGCUCAUCUCUACAUCUUCGCUCACUUUACAGGCAUCAGGUACCUGCUGUAUCAUUUCCCCCUGAUUUCAGCGCUGUUGGGAGUGAUGAGUAACUUUACUUUCCUCAGUUUGAUCAUCGUUCUCAGCUUCCUGCAGUUUAAUCUGGGCAGUCGCAGAACUCGUGGAAAGGCUGUUAUGCGACAAGAAGAAAAUGAUGAACCAGAUGACCUGAAUAAUCAGUCUGAACCCCAGGAUGAAGGAAAGGCACCAGAAAGUUUCGACAGCAUAGAGUGCAAUUCGGCGGAGGUGGAAGAAUCCAUUCCAGACGUGGGGGUGGAGGAGAGUGACAGUGACUCCAGAGAACUCACUGAAGAUGAAUCCACCUGUGAGGCUGGGGUUGGAGAAAUGAUUUUGAGGCACAGGCAUUUGUCACAGGGCACAUUACAGUCACCUCAAGCGUUAACAGACAUCACAGAUAAAACUUACUACCGUGUUGGUGUCUGUUCAAGCUGCUAGAGAGCGAAUGGAGUCAUCUGCUAAAUGAGGGUAAAGGUUAAGAAAAGCAAAGGCCACCCACUGGACUUCAUAGAUUUGGUAACAAUGUCCUUGUUUUAAAAAUGUGGACUUCAUGCUAGCCCUAAUCACUUGUAUCAUUAUUGUAAAAAAAAAAAUCAAGACAACCACAAAUAUUCAGUAUAGUAUUUUAUUACCAUUUAUUGUCUAUAAAUAUAGACAUAACCUGUAUAUCCAAAACGGACCUUUAUAGACAUAUCCUUUGUUGUUGUUGUUAUUAUUAUUAUUAUUAUAUUCCACAACACUGAAAACAGUGAGAGUGUGCCAAUAAAUGGCCAAAGGGGGAGCAUGUCAUUUGUUUGUGGUUUAUGUCUGGAAAAUAACAUUAUUGAUUUGCAUUCAUUUACAUGUAUUCCACUUUUUAAAAAAAAGCAGAGACAACUAGAGAAAUAUCCACUUGUGUUGUAAGAAGGAACUAAAGGAUAUUAUUACUUUACUGCCAUUUAUAAUAAUGAUUUUAACAUGAAAACUAUUUGAAAAAUAAAUAAAUAAAGUUGUAAAAAUAUGUCAUAAUAUUGGCUUUACUCUUUUUAUACUGAUUUUACAAAUAAAAACACUGCAUAAUAGUAGA
This is a messenger RNA of Onychostoma macrolepis, 3151 nucleotides long. RefSeq names its product BSCL2 lipid droplet biogenesis associated, seipin, like (gene bscl2l). The coding region runs from base 1345 to 2523 and encodes 392 amino acids. The transcript is spliced from 13 exons. NCBI's taxonomy places the organism in Eukaryota, Metazoa, Chordata, Actinopteri, Cypriniformes, Cyprinidae. Gene Ontology annotation, biological process: lipid droplet organization; lipid storage. The record is from RefSeq and is a predicted model, not a curated record. Gene Ontology annotation, cellular component: endoplasmic reticulum membrane.